This is a messenger RNA of Mya arenaria, 4764 nucleotides long. RefSeq lists its product as uncharacterized. Lineage: Eukaryota; Metazoa; Mollusca; Bivalvia; Myida; Myidae. The record is from RefSeq and is a predicted model, not a curated record. Gene Ontology annotation, biological process: proteolysis. The transcript is spliced from 18 exons. Gene Ontology annotation, molecular function: metalloendopeptidase activity. The coding region runs from base 442 to 2898 and encodes 818 amino acids.
AACUCUCGGCCAACACGUGUUGAAAUGGAAUUAGCGAGUGUCGUGUAGACUAGUGCUUAAGCUCAAGUGCAGUGACCCUGCUAGAUUUGUUCGACCCUAUGACUCAAAUACCUUGGAUAGAACGGGUUGGUACCGCGUAAACACUUCAGCAGGGCAUGUGCUUAUGUAAUGACGUAAUAUAUAUUUACAGCGACUGGACAGUGAACGCGCAUGCGUUGGUUCUACUGGUGAGAUUUAGGCAUGCGCUUAUGUCAAAAUACAGCGAGUGCAAUGGGACUAUAAACGAGAGAGAGAAAAAAAGAAGAUUAAAUCGUAAACUAAACCGUUAGUCACAAAGAAGACCGAUGCGAUUUUCUAGGACUACUUGAAUCUGUUAAACGGCACUUACCCCUUUCUGAAAUACUAUUCAGUACACAAUUAGCCAGAUAGUGUAGAGGUUGGAUGAUGGGACCUCUAAUGCUAUUAAUGCUUUACUUGCUGUAUCUUGAGCCGACGGAUGCAAUGCGAUUUCCUCACAUCAGAAUCAGGGCAAAGCAAGGGGAUGUAACCGUUAACGUAUCAACAGCUACAGUGCUAAGAAAAGGUUCUAAACAGAGUUUUCCGCAAUAUUUUGACGUCAGAUUUACCUCAAAUGACAUAUAUUCAGAUUUAAAACUGAGUAUAAAUGACGUCAGCGAUGACGUACCAGUGGUUUUACAGAGAGGCGGGAAAAUGGUGCCUUACCGGGUCUCCUCGGAGGCCGCCGCAUUCUAUAUGGACGUUUCAAACAAAGCAGCAUUCAUCGUCUGGCGGGCCGGCGAUACUGACUCGGACACGUUUCUGUUUUUCGGAACCUACCAGCAUGGAAAUCAAGAGUUACUCGUGCAGCCACCUGCAUCUUCCGGCACCGGCCAUACCGUUACGGAAAUUGAAGAAACCAGUCCGACUGGAACAGACUUCCUGAUAAACCCUGAAUUCGAUGCAAGCAGAGUCGAACAGUUGGAAUCAUCAAAUGCCAAGGAUUCCAACCGAACAAAGAGGCAGACAACUGAUUAUGAAGUUGAAAUCUUCUUCGUUAUCGACUACAGUCUUUAUUCAUUCUGGUAUAUGCAAAUGACGGGCACCGAUAUAGAAAAGCAAUCAUCGGCGAUUUCUACAAUAAAACAAUUCUACGCUUUUGUUUUAAAUGCGAUGAGCAUUCGCUACAACUCAGUGACGGGUUCAGGGUAUAGCAUUACCCUUAUUUACGCGGGCAUAUCUAUCGCCACAAGAUCUACGGACGCUCCGUACAUCGAGGACAAUCUAGAAGAAAACUAUAUCGAUGGUCGCCGAGUGUUCUUAACGAACUCUGUAUUGCCUGCCUUCAAGGACUGGGGAAACAAAAACCUAAAACCGAUUUACAACUUCGACGUAGCAAUGAUGUUUACAAAUUAUCAAAUGCAAAGGUUUUUCAACAACACGUUUGAAUCGCUUAGAGGUAUCGCCUAUCGUCCCGGAGCUUGUACUGACUGGAAAUACAGCAUCACCGAGUACUAUUUUGGGGCGCGUCUGGUUUCGACUGCAUCGCACGAGCUUGGGCAUAAUUUGUUUGCCCAGCAUGAUGGUACAGUCGACGGUACUGGUGAGAACUGUUCCAGUGCCGAUAUGUAUGUGAUGGGUGUACCUAGAAGCAUGUCAUCUGACGAUGUCAGAAACAUGCGCCAGUUCUCAUUUUCUUCAUGCUCAAUGGAUUACUUUACUGCGUACAUAAAGACAUUAAACACUGGCGAAAACUGUCUGGCAACACGCAGCGCAAACUAUAACACAUCUGACCUUAAUCCUUAUUUGGGUGACCUUGCGGGUCAGGUGUACACUCCAGAUCAGCAGUGUGAAUAUAUACUUGGAGCCGGUUCCUACCUCUCCAGGAUCACCUAUCAAUCGAAUUACAGCGGGAUUUGUUCCAGAAUGAACUGUGUCAUUCCUGGCACUAAUGGUACUUAUUACUAUAAACUCGCCUGGGAGGGUACAACUUGUGGGGAUGGAAAGAUGUGUAGUGGUGGAUCAUGCGUUACGUCGUCCAGAGCCCCGGCUGUAGCGGCUGAGGAUUGUAUGUUCGGAAACAACCCAGGCAUCGUGACGUAUGAGACGGUAACGUGCAAUGAACUACUGGCUUUUCCAAACACCUCAUACAAAUGCUACCAAAGUUACUGUCUAAACGAUUGCUGCGAAACAUGCGAGCAAAUCAGACUAAAAAACGUUAACACCACCGAUUGCGAUUACGGCGAUAAGGCUAGCUGGUGUGAAACGAUGUCUCUGAGUGGCUGCUAUAACAAUGAUGACGUUUGCUGUCAGUCUUGUCCGCGGAGAGCUCUCGGAAUUCAAAAUUGCACAUAUGGAGAUCGAUCGACGUCAUGUAAUGUUGACAAAUGUUCAACUUAUACUGAAGACUCUAGAACUAGAAUAUGUUGUAAAACAUGUGCAAAUACAGAAACAACAACUUCAAUACCCACUACAACUACACCAACUACAACUACACCAACUACAACUACACCAACUACGACGACACCAACUACGACUACACCAACUACAACUACACCAACUACAACUACACCAACUACGACGACACCAACUACAACUACACCAACUACGACUACACCAACUAUAACUACACCAACUACAACUACACCAACUACAACUACUCCAACUACGACGACACCAACUACAACUACAUCAACUACGACUAUGCCAACUACAACUACACCAACUAUAACUACACCAACUACGACUACACCAACUACGACUACAACUUCACAAACUACGACUACAACUUCAAGAUCUUCAACUACCACUAAACCUGCUACAUCCUCAGCAACUGUUUCACGUAGAAGGAUCAGGGUUACAGUGAUCUUCCUUCUACUUUUGUUUCGAAUGUCGAUUUAAAUGAAGGCAGUAAGGAACAUCUAUAUAUUGCUCUAUGGCUAAGAUAUCAUGUAUGCUAUCGGUUUUCAGAACAAAUUAUAUCGUCAAUAUAUGAAGGCGACUGCGUCAGUGAAAAUGAGUAAUGUUGAGGACAAAGUCUAGUUUUGUUUUUUCGGUUUCGUGCAUAAUAAGCAGAUAAUCAUUACACUAUUUUUUUUAAAUAAUCUUUAAUAAAGUUGUACUCUGGUUAAUCAAUUAUGUCUUAACGAUAUGUCUUGAUUUUAUUUUUAUUUAAAUUGGGAUUUCUUUUCAUUGAUGUACUUGAGGUUAACCUAAUGUUUUUUUUUUAUAAUUAUUUGACUUUCUUAAGUUUUCUCAAAUUAAUCCAUUAAUUGAUGAAGUAGAUUUACUAUUGGCGUUUUACUUAAUUCUGGAUUAUUUGGAUAUGUUUCAGGUUGUGCACACAAACUAGUUUACACUCACGGUAAAUUAACAUUUUAUGGACAGUUACAAGGCGGUACCUAACUAUCCUCCAUAACAACCUGUUUUUGUAUAUAUAAAUAUAUUAUAUGAUAUGUGUUGCUUGUGGAUGUUUGUGUUUCUGGUUUGCAUAUGCAUGUUUGUGUGUGUUUUUUAUGUUCUCUUUAAUUGGCGUUUAUCCUGUGCCAUUGAACGUGGUUAGUGUUCAAAAGUACGUCUAUUAUUACAAAUACAUUGCCCUUAAACCCAUUUUAACACAGUAUUUAACCAAAUAUCUAGAGAAAUCAUUAUAUUUAAUGGUUAACAUUUUAUUGUGUAAACUUUUCAUUUUUGUUUUGAUGAUUUCACAUUGAGGCAAGAACAUUAGAACAUACAUCUUUUCGCCUUUUUGUGAUGGCAUCGUACUACUUUUUAAUCUGGCCAUGUCAUUCCGGCUCUAAUAGAUCCUGUUAUGCGUUUUAACUUUUAAAGUAUUGGACUUAAAUCUUUGAAACUGUGUGGAAUAUUGUUCUUUAUUAGAUGCUGUGCAUCAGAUGACUUGAUGUUUGGCAAUCUCAAGUCGGAGUUCAGACUCAAGUCGCAAAACCGAUAUUAUUCAUUACAUUCUAGUUACAUUUGUAUGAUAACGUUAGUUGAAUUUAUUGCUAUUCGACACCGAUAUGCAUUCGUUUUUGUAAAAAGAAUGGAACAAAGAUUAUUAAAGUUAUUUUUUAAGUCUGAGUCAAAGUCUUUGGACCAAGAAUAUCAACAAUGUUCGAUACAAAAUACUUGCUUUACAUUUACCAAAACAACAGGCUUCGUGAGUGUAAGACAAUUAUGUCGUAUACUCAAAGGUAUUUAAACGAUACCUUUUGCGGGCAGUGACACUACUGUUUUGCUCGACGUUUCUAGCAAUAGGACUAGAACUGCAACAUUGCGUUACUAAGAACAUAUAUACGGUUUUGCGUCUAAAUAUCUCAUUUUUUUUCAGAGAGCAAGAUUAAGGUUUUGUAAAGGUUUAUAUAUAUGACUCUUAUGUGUGUAUGAAAUAUAUGUAUGGUAAAAGUGACUAAAAAUAAAUGCAAAACGUUAUUAUUGAAUAGCAAACGAAUUAUUGUUUGUUAGGCAUACAUUUAAAGUAUAAAUAUAAGGUGUAUUUAGCAUAAAUAUUCGUGUUUAAAAUAUCAUACCACCUAAGAAACAACUUUAUUUUUCAAAAUGUCCGCUUUAUUUUGCUGUUUAAUAGUGUUGAAUACAAUGGUGAGGAAUUUAGUAUCAUUUGAUCUCGUAGUUGAUACCAUUUGUUCAAUUGUGAAAUGUGAAUAGCAAAGGAAAAUACUUGUCAAUUCGAAGUGAAAUAAAUGACAAUUAAAACUUUUUAGAUUAAAGGCGACAAGCUGUUUUAUUUGAUGUGUUCUACGAUUUCCU